This is a messenger RNA of Zymoseptoria tritici IPO323, 399 nucleotides long. RefSeq lists its product as uncharacterized. Lineage: Eukaryota; Fungi; Ascomycota; Dothideomycetes; Mycosphaerellales; Mycosphaerellaceae. The transcript is spliced from 3 exons. The record is from RefSeq and is a predicted model, not a curated record. The annotation marks the transcript as partial. Gene Ontology annotation, cellular component: small ribosomal subunit; ribosome. Gene Ontology annotation, molecular function: structural constituent of ribosome. Gene Ontology annotation, biological process: translation.
CGAUCCUUCUCCACCACCCCAUCACGAUUCGCGACCUACAACCAAGUCCUCCGAGGCUGCCGAGUCGAGCAACGCGCGCGAAAACCUACAUCGCCUGCACUGGUCAACAGACCGGAGAUGAAAGGAGUCUGUUUACGAGUGGGAACUACAAAGCCGAAGAAGCCGAAUUCGGGGGAGAGGAAGGUUGCAAGAGUGAGGUUGAGUAGUGGGAGGGUUAUUACGGCGUAUAUUCCUGGUGAAGGUCACAAUGUGCAGCAGCAUUCGGUUGUACUCGUGCGUGGAGGACGUUCGCAGGAUUGCCCUGGUGUGAAAUAUCACCUUGUGCGAGGCGCGAUGGAUUUGGGCGGUGUGGGAAAUCGGGUUACGAGUCGCUCGAAAUAUGGCACCAAGAAACCCAAG